AUGUCGUCCAACGAAGGCACCUUCAUCUCUGGCCACCAGGCCAUCUUGGGCAAGCUCAAGUUCGUGAUCCAUGCUCCUCCCGACAUCGUCACGCGUCCGCACAUCGUCGGCCUCUGCGCCGUCCCCACGGCGCUGGCAGGCCCGGCCGAUCUUGGCUACCACGUCGCGGACUUCCUCGCCUGGAAGAUGACCUUCAAUCGAGAGGGCAACAAGGACGACCAGGCGUGGUUCUCGCUCGUCGACAUCGAGCACCUAAUGAGCUUGGAAAAGGGAAAAUACUCAAAGGUCAUCAACGGUCAACGCAAGGGUCUCGAGGAGGCGCUUCCCUUCAUCCGCGUCGACGGCACCAUCCCAGGUCUCUUCGGCGCCUUCGUGACCGAGCUCGACAAGCAGGCCAAGCUCGCUCAGGAGAAGGGCGACUGCCUGAUCGUCAUUAUCUGCGGCGAGGUCAGCCCCGAACUGGAUAUCUGCCUCGAUGUCUUCGAUAACACGAAAUAUCUGGGAAAGGAAUCCUGGCUGGACGGUGUGCUGAAGAACUACAACAUCCCCAUCACUGUUAUCACUCCCGCCAUCUUCACGACGGGGUGGGAGAUUCGGCCCUUCGCUGGUGGCGCCAAGCAGGCCGCCGGACUGUCUGAUGAGGCCCUGGACAACCUCUUGGCGAAGCAGUGUGGAGGCGCUUUUGCGACGUCGGUCCUCAAGUCCUGGACCCAGGAGCAGGAGGCCUGUGGCAUGGUCCCAACAACUCAGGGCCCCGGCGGAGAGCUCUACUCGCAGCUCUACACUGGAAUCCACGACUGUAUGAUUCGCAACAUGCUGCCGUUCGCCAAGGACCAUUCCUUCCACUUCGAUGCCUCCCAGGACGAGUGGAGCAUGGCUAUCGGUAAGCGCAAGGGUCCUCUCAGCCUCGACUACUUCGCCAAGAAGUGGGACCGUGUCGAGAACGCCCCCGAGCCCGGCGUUGUUAUCCCGGAUAGCGGCUACAAGUUCUUGGCUGGCGCAUUUGGUGGCACCCUCCAGUCCCAGCGCCUCCAUCUGAAAUUCCUCGUCCGGCAAGAGCUCCGGGGCUGUCCUGGCGAGUGGACCCAGACGACGAGCGAUCGCUGCUUGGUUGCCUUGACCUCGUUCCUCCAGACAAAGUUUCCUACCGAGGCGCGUGCUCGCGAGAUCUUCACUCUCCUCGAGUGGCGAUGCUCCAUGAACCUUGUCGCCGACACCAUCGUCGACUUCUUCGUUCUGCCGCGGCCCCAAGGCAAGACCUGCCGCUACUGGGACUGGAAGGAGCAGCAGAAGCUAGAUUCGGAUAUUACAACCGUGGGAACCUUCCGGAUGUCCCUCUUCGGCACCAUGAUUCCACACUGGCCCAAGAUGCCGCUUCCUGUCGGCCAGCAGCGUGACAGCUUCCACGACCAGUUGUACUGGCGGCCUCUCAACUACAUUACUUCUGCCAUCACCACGAAGUACUAUAAUCAUAACCUCGCAGGUGGACCGUCACAGCGAGAGCUUGGCGAGGCCAGGGCGUUCGCCUUGAAGGGUAUCGGAUGCUUCAUUGAUCGCCUUUCCGAGAUCCAGCGCUGGACGAUCACCAGCAACACGCAGCUGGUCGAUGCUUACGACAAGUGGUUGGCCACAGGCUCAGACCCUGUCUCGAAGCCUAACAACACGGCGGCUAAGAAGUUCGCGCCCUCCAUCGCCAACCCCCGCCCCAUCCAGCAUCCACAGCGUCCGGCUGCCGCAGGUAUGCCUGUCACUGCCCCUCCGGCCGUGCCCAAGCCACCUGGAACUGUUUCCAGCAACGCGGCCUCUCAGGCUCCUUCCCAGCGGACCCUGAGGCCCGCUCCGACGGCAUCUCCGGUUGCCUCUCGGAAGGGAUCUCCAGCCACGAGUCCGAUCGCGGCUCCGUUUGUCCCAACGCAGAACCAAGUCCCUGCUGUGGCUCUGUCUCCGACUCUCUCCAACGCGCAGCAGAGCACUCGUGCUAUGACUGGCAGCCCGAGCGCCACAGUUAUCCAGCAGGACAUGUCCACCAUGGCUGGCAACCCGAAUACCACAGAUGUGCAACAGAACGCGCCUGCUGCGACUAUCAUGCCGACUGUAGCUGCCGCUCCGGUCGACGAUGAGAAGCCUGCCGUCACAUCCGGCGACAAUCUUGAGUCUAAGAGCGGAAAUCCAGGCCUCGAAGCCAUCGGUGCGGCCCUGGCAGGACUUGAUCCCGCCUCACUGCAGUCUCUCAUCUCGCUGCUGACCCUGCAGGCUCAGAGCAAGGAGACCAAGGCUUCGACCUCCGAGGCUUCCGGAUAUAAGCUGGCUCCGGGCCCUUCCCAGAAAGAGAACACGGCUCCUCGUGUCAUGGCGCAGUCGCCGCGUCCUGCUGAUCCCCAGCAGCAUGGCAUUGGCGAGCGCGCUGUGCCCCAGCCUCCUCAUGGAACAAACAACCACAGCGGCCUCGGUGGACAGCAAGCCGUCCCUACAACGAAGCCCGUUCGUAGCCAGCCGGCUCCGUUCGUCCCAAAGGCCACUCCUGACGCGGUCGCCGCGCCCAAUGGAUCCUCUCAGCAAACGACCGAGCAGCGCGCCCCGGUCCCGGCUCAACACAAUACACAGGCGACCCCCAAUGCCCAGCAGCCGCCUCCUUGGGAGAACCCGGAAACGGAGGCCAUGACCCGCCGCCAUGAGGCUUUCAAGGCCAAGAUGGCCGCGAACUGCGAGUGGUGA
Messenger RNA from Gaeumannomyces tritici R3-111a-1, 2715 nucleotides. RefSeq lists its product as hypothetical. The record is from RefSeq and is a predicted model, not a curated record. The transcript is spliced from 3 exons. Lineage: Eukaryota; Fungi; Ascomycota; Sordariomycetes; Magnaporthales; Magnaporthaceae. Bases 1 to 2715 code for a protein of 904 amino acids.